Molecule: messenger RNA, 3040 nt
Organism: Physella acuta
Lineage: Eukaryota; Metazoa; Mollusca; Gastropoda; Physidae
Product: T-box-containing protein TBX6L
Biological process (GO): cell fate specification; positive regulation of DNA-templated transcription; regulation of transcription by RNA polymerase II
Cellular component (GO): chromatin; nucleus
Molecular function (GO): RNA polymerase II cis-regulatory region sequence-specific DNA binding; DNA-binding transcription factor activity, RNA polymerase II-specific
Source: RefSeq, a predicted model, not a curated record
AUGGACCAAGUGCGAGCGUCCACACAGCAAGGGCGACAUUUUUUCUCACCGGCAGGGUGGCAUCUAACACAGUCGAGCAGCACACCGUCCUGUCGCUAGCCACACCGUCACGGACCGCAGUUGUUAGCUCGUGCUUGACGUCUGCUCAAAGCUGACCGGCUGCAAUCACCUCCUGACGACAAGCCAGCCUAGCCUGGCCUGCUGCACGAUUUGAUCGAGAAAAAAGGUGCACAGUUUUUGUCAAACGCGUUUCGAUUUCUCCAGUUGUUGUUAGUUUUCGCGCCAUUGGAUGAAGCAGAAGUGGCUAUCGUCUGUGAAAGAGAUCUGUGAAUUUUCGCCGUUUUCUCCAACAGAUUGUAGAUCUAUCAGGUCUAGAGAUUUAUUCGGAGUUGGGCGACCAAUAUUUACAAUAUAGAUGAAAAAGUUAACAGGUUUCUUAAUUCUUGGAUUAAACUCUUUUAUUUCACGAUGUGGCAGGAAUUUCUAAUUAACAUAUUGGGUAAAUUAGUCUCAAGUUGAUACAAGCAAAUUACUUAAAUCUCUGGAAAUAUUUUUUUUAGUUAUUAAGGCUUGACUGGAUUUCUAGACUCUAGAUCUAGAAUAGAUCUUUUUAAUCUAGUUUUCCCAAAGGUUUACAAAAGAAAUUUUUUGGUCAUUUCGGCUUUUGGAGGUUAAAUUAAGCCUUUAUUUACCGGACUGAGAAUUGACUGGAUUUGGAGGAUAUACUGACCACUGUCAUCUGCAGCUACACCCACCCAGGUGACACCCAUGCAUCACCCAAGCUACUACCCGGGGCAGGCCAAUACAGGUGUCUCACCUUUUUCAUCCUCCCCCCACACAGCCAGCCAGGCCAGUAUGUAUGACGACGAGCUGUUCACCCAGAGGGCGCGGGCGUUCCCCCUGUCCCACGGGCUGAUGCCUACCCCACAGUUCUCGCCCUUCGCCUUCUCCAUGCAUCACGACCCUAUGUCGCUUGCUGUGAGCCAGGGCCAACAGUUUGGAGGCUACCACCACCUUGCCUCACCCGACCACAAGCGCGUGCUGUCCGGCAGCCAGGCCGACACAGUGGACAAGAACAUCAAGGUCACCCUGGAGAACCGGGAACUCUGGGGGAAGUUCCAUUCCCUGGGAACGGAGAUGAUCAUCACAAAAACCGGACGCCGGAUGUUCCCCACCAUGAAGGUCACGCUGGACGGCCUUGACCCUCACGCCAAGUACAUCCUGCUGGUGGACAUCGUGCCCGUGGACGACUGCCGCUACAAGUACCACAACUCGGAGUGGGUGGUGACGGGCAAGGCGGAGCCCCACAUGCCGGGGCGCCUGUACAUCCACCCCGACUCCCCCGCCUCGGGGGGCCACUGGAUGAAGCAGCCGGUCACCUUCCACAAGCUCAAGCUGACCAACAACAAUCUGGACCAAAACGGACACAUCAUUCUCAACUCCAUGCACAAGUACCAGCCGCGCCUGCACGUGGUACAGGCCAACGACAUCUUCACCAUGCGGUGGAACACCUUCAACACCUACUCAUUCGAGGAGACGACCUUCAUCGCCGUCACAGCCUACCAGAACGAACAGAUCACCCAGUUGAAAAUCGACCACAACCCGUUCGCUAAAGGUUUCCGUGACAACGGCCUGGGCAGGAAUUGUGCCUUUUCCAGAGACCACAGGCUGCCAAUGAAGAGGACACAGGAAGGAGACAUUGAGAGGGAGAAAGAUGAUCCAGUGAAGCGCAGCAGACCUGACGACAUGCUGGUGAUGAAGAUGGAGGGCCACAGGAUGACGUCAACACAGGCCAUCAAGGAGGAGCGCCUGACGUCACAGGUUGACUCGACCGAUGACGUCUCGCAGGACCGCAGCGACCUGAUGACGUCAUCCACGUGCCAGAUGCUCUCCGGGAAACAUGACGUCAGCAGCAAGCGGAUGACCCCCAGCGAGAGCAGCCCCAUCCCCUCCCCGACACAGUGUCAGUACGGCGGGGGGUUAAAGACGGGGGGCUACGGCCCUUGCAUGAGCGGGCCGGGGGACUCGGUCUACUACCCUCACCACCACCCCACCGCCGGCCGCAUGGGCGGGUCAGCCUCCUUCCUCCCUGCUGCCGCCUCCUCCCCGCUCCUCCCUAACAUGAACCCGGGGUUGAGUUUCAGCUCACAGAUGGCGGCAUGCCGGCUGGCCGCCCAGUCGCCGUCCGACUGCGCUCUACGGCAGUCGGCCUCAUCGUCUUCAGUACAGCCCGGGUACGGUCUCAGGCCCAGCCCCAGCCAGGGCCCCCACGGGCCGCUCUCCUCCUGCACGUACAUGCAGUCCCCCCAGGCCGGGUACAGCUCACACCACCUCACAGCCAACAUGCACGUCAUGAACAUGAACUUUCCCGGCCAGCUAGCGUGACGUCAGAGUCUCGAUCUCUUCCGGUCGUCGUCGUCACACACUGACGUCAUCUCGCCGCCAUCGCGCAGUGACGUCACUUCGCCGCCAUUGCUGGUUGACUAUUGAAUGUCUCGUGUACAUACACACUUGCUCGUACGCCGUACACAGUCAUGUACAUACUGGACAGUACAAUGUACAGUCAACUCAUAACUCGCCCAAGACCUGUUGGCUAACUCAGGCCAACCCUUAUACAUGCAUUUCUUUUGAACUUUGACCCCAUACAUGAGUACCACAAGGUGUAAAUAUAGCAACAGAACCCAGUCCAUGUAUAUGUUGAUCUAUUUUUAAGACUCACCAAUGAGAGCUUGUGCUUGUUGAUAAUGUGAUUUGGUCAACCAAUCGUUGCCCAUAGAAGACUGAACGUGUAGCAAGUCGGUGGCGCUAAACACCGAAAGUUCAGGAAACAGACAGCAACAUCACAGUACAUUCAUACGUGCAACAGCAGACUUUUUGUCCGGAAUUUUUUUUUAAACUCAUUUCUGACUGGUGUCGCCUAAAUUCUGAUUUUUUUGUCAUUAAAAUAAAUAAAAAAAUUGAAACAUUCAAAUUUUAAAAAAUACAUUGGGAAUCAAAACAAUGACGUCAUCUGUCAUGUAGUCUAUAGGUGUAGUUCAAU